AUGUUCUUGUAUGAGAGACUGAGCAAGCGAGAGAGGGGGAGCGCGAGAGCGAAAUCGGUCGGAAAUCACUUCACUCUCACAUAGGUUAUCCACAGUAUACACGCGCGGUGAGCUGCGGCAAGAGCGCGAGCCCCGGCGUCCCCAGUAACACUGAAUGGUGAACUGGUGUUGAGAGCACGCGUACUGGACACUACCGGACAUAGCCUUGGAAGAUUUUCUCUGUUUUCACUCUUACGCACAGACAGUAGUUGACUGAAGGUUGAAGUUUUUGGAGGAUGUUGCCCUGUGGAAUUGGAGGUUUCGGGAUGCUGUGAACCCUGUCCGGAGUAGCGCUGUUUCGGGGUUUCCUUUCGUGCGCAAGGAGAGAACACUUCUCUCUGAUGUGUGUAACCACCAUCAACCAAGUUCCGCGCUCUUAUUUUCUUGACGUGACACUUUUCGCUACCGUUCUAACGGACCCUUCGUGUUAAAAAUAGGAUUUUUUAACGAAAACCAAGAGAGCUGACAGCGGAAAAGGGUGCUGUUUUGUAUCAACAGGAUUGCGGUGGUGCUGAAUUUUGGAUAUCCAAAGCGCUUGAUUUGUGGCGUGCAAAGGGAAAGCGGCUCCCGGUCCGACUCCGUCGGUCAAGACUAGCCUACAUCUAAGAGGAGUAACUAUCCGUUAAGCAACAGACAGAUGAUGUGCCAGAGUGCCAAUGCGAUGUGGUCACGGUGGAGUGCCAUGCUAGUGUGGAUUUUCCUUCUUCUCUGUUGUUCUGCAAAUGUCGUCAGCACCAUUAUCUACCAGGUAACCGAGGAGCAGCCGCCUAAUACACUGAUUGGCAGCUUGGCAUCUGACCAGGGCUUGCCAGACACUGGCCACCUUUACAAGCUUGAGGUGGGUGCUCCUUACCUCCGUGUGGAUGGCAAAACAGGGGAUAUCUACACCACAGAGAACUCGAUCGAUCGUGAGACUCUCAAGGACUGCCGCAACCUUUUCGAGGGCGAUCCUUGUUUCUUAGAAUUUGAGGUAUCUAUUACAGACCUGAUGAAGGGCACAGGACCUCGGCUCAUCGAAGGCCGCAUCGAGAUCUUGGAUGAGAACGACAACACUCCACAGUUCUCUUCACCUGUCUUGACGUUGUCGAUCCCGGAGAACACGCACGUCGGUGCGCUUUUUGCCAUACCUCUGGCCACCGACAGAGAUUCUGGAAGCAACGGCAUCGCCGAUUAUGCCCUAACGACUGGCCCUGAAGCUGCCAACCUUUUCAGCCUGCAGGUGGCGCAAGACUCAGAUGAGAAAUUGCCACAACUCAUUGUAUUGGGAAACCUGGAUAGAGAGCUGCGAGAUUCAUAUGACCUCAACAUAAAAGUGAUCGAUGGUGGCUCUCCACCCCGCCAGAGUAGCGCCCUGCUCAGGAUCACCAUCACAGAUGCCAAUGACAACGUGCCUAAAUUUGAGAAGUCUCAUUAUGAGGGUGAGCUCCCAGAAAACAGCCCAGUGGGUCAUACGGUUCUACAAGUGAAGGCCAAUGACUCCGACAUGGGACCAAAUGGAGAGGUGACCUACAGCCUCCACCAGGCAUCAUCGACUGUCCAGAGGCUCCUUAGCAUUGACCGCAACACAGGCACCAUUUUCGUCAAAGGCUUGGUGGAUCGUGAAGAUAUCAGCAUGCUCAAGUUCUACGUCCAAGCUAAAGACAAUGGUCCACAGUCGAAGAGCUCCAAAGCCCUUGUGACUAUUACAGUGAAGGACCAGAAUGACAAUGCACCCUCAAUCAGAAUCCGGGGUAUUGGCCUUGUGACACAUGAAGAUGGUGUUGCUAACAUAUCGGAGGACAUGCCUGUAGGCACAGCUGUGGCUCUGGUGGAGGUAUCAGAUCGUGAUGAAGGUGAAAAUGCAGUUGUAACCUGUGUGGUGGCAGGGGAUGUCCCAUUCCAGCUGCGUUCAGCUAGUGAAACAGGCAACGACCGCAAGAGGAAGUACUUCCUUCAGACAACCAUGCUGUUGGACUACGAGCGGAUCAAAGACUACAGGAUUGAAAUUGUGGCAGUGGACUCUGGCAACCCUGCACUAUCCAGCACAAAUUCCCUGAAGGUGCAAGUGACAGACAUGAAUGACAACUCCCCGAUCUUUUCGCCCUCUUUGUAUGAGGUAGAAUUUGCUGAGGAGAACCAGUCAGGUGACAAGGUUCUGGAUGUGGUAGCCACAGAUGCCGACAGUGGGACUAAUGCGGAACUGACAUACAGUAUCACUGGUGGGUCACUCCCCGAGGGGCUAUUUGUAAUUAACCCUAAUACAGGAGAAGUGCGUGUCAUGAGCCAGUUGGACCGUGAACAAUUAGAUCACUAUCAAUUUCUAGUCGCAGCAGCUGAUAAAGGUGUACCAAGCUUGAGAGGAACUGCCACUGUUGUUCUUAAGGUGCUCGACAGGAACGACAAUGACCCUAAAUUCAUGCUCAAUGGUUACAGCUUUUCAGUCCAAGAAAACAUGCCACCCCUUAGUCCUGUUGGAAUGGUAACAGUCAAUGAUCGUGACAAGGAUGAAAAUGCUCAUGUUGAACUCUCUGUAGAACCAGACAAUGGCAAGUUUAUGAUUCAAAAUGGAACAUACACCAUACUUUCAACUAUUUCCUUCGACAGAGAAAGGGAGAGCACCUACAGUUUCCGACUUAAAGCUGUUGAUGGAGGUGAUCCACCACGUUCCUCCUAUGUUGGCAUUACCAUUAAUGUUCUUGAUGAGAAUGACAAUGCUCCAUAUGUCACUAAGCCCUCAAACUCUUCAUACAAGUUCUUGGAUCCCCGCACCAGCCCAGAAACCCAUGUAGAACGUGUUGAGGCAGAGGACAUGGACAUCGGUUUAAAUUCAGAGAUGGAUUUCAGUAUUGUAGGGGGCAACCCUCAUGGCUUGUUCCGGAUCUCUUCAGAGGGUGAGAUUACGUUGGCUAAAGAGUUCACAUCCAAACAUAUUGGUCUCCAUCGUCUGGUAGUAAAAGUUAAGGACAAAGGCACGCCACCACGCCAUACGACCGCACUGGUUCACAUUUAUGUCAAUGAGACCAUCGGCAAUGUCUCCCACGUCGAAGGACUUGUUGGACACAGUCUUUAUACGCCACUCGAAAUGGACAUUGCGGGAGAUCCCGAUUAUUCUCGAGACCAGCAAAAUAACAUUAUUUUUGCAGUCUUGGGUGGCUUUUGUGUGGUCGUUCUAAUCAUUGCAGUGGCUAUGAUCAUCAGGCACGUCAUGUUGAAGGAAAAUAAAAGUGGCUACCAAGCAGGCAAGAAGGAGACCAAAGACCUAUAUGCCCCCAAACCAGGACCUAAGAGCAACAAGAACAAGAAGGCAAAGAAAAGCAAAGCUCCAAAGCCUGCCAACCCAUCUGAGGAGGAUGAGGGGGGGAGUCUCCAGAAAGGCCUAAAGUUCAACCUCAUGAAUGAUAGCGUCAACGAUAGCCCUAGGAUUCACCUGCCGCUCAACUACCCCCCUGGGAGCCCAGACCUGGGGCGACACUAUCGGUCUAAUUCUCCUCUGCCAUCCAUUCAGCUCCAACCUCAGUCACCUUCUGCCUCAAAGAAACACCAGGCAGUGCAGGACCUGCCGGCCACCAAUACCUUUGUAGGAACCGGGGACAACAACUCAACAGGCUCAGACCAGUAUUCGGAUUACAGCUACAAGGCCAACUCUUCAAAAUAUAGCACCAAACAGCUCCCACAUCGCCGAGUGACCUUCUCCACAGCCAAUCAGGCGCAAGAUCUGCAGGAUCCCUCUCAGCACAGUUACUACGACAGCGGUCUGGAAGAGUCAGAGACACCCAGCAGUAAGAGUUCUUCAGGGCCCCGUAUCGGGCCCCUCGCCCUACCUGAAGACCACUACGAACGCACUACCCCAGACGGCAGCAUCGGAGAGAUGGAACACCCCGAGAACGAUCUGAGGCCUCUGCCUGAUGUGGCCAUGACGGGAAAAUGCACACGUGAGUGUACAGAAUACGGCCAUUCGGAUUCCUGCUGGAUGCCUGGACAACCCUCACCCAACCGCACCAAGAGUGCCAAGGGCGGGCCCAAGCUCUCCACCUUCGUGCCUUACCAGGAGAGGGAGGGUCAGGAGCACCUGAUGGCUGACAGCAGCUCUAAGCCUCACGGAGAGGAGCGGAGCGGAGGUGGGAACAACAAAGUGGCCAGCAUUCGCUUUUUGCCUCCCUACACCAGUGCCUAUUCUACAGGUGGUGACUCCGGCAAGGACUGCCCCAGGGAGGAGAUCCCCCUGAGUCAGACAGCCGAUUACGCCCCUGCCACUACACCAUCCAGCCAAGGUUCCAAAAGAGAAAUCUACCUGUGAUUCACCUGCUGUCGGCCUAGGUUCGAUUCCACAUUUGAUCCAAUUUACUUGUGAUCAGCAAUGCCUGUGAGAGGAUAAAAGGCCUCAUUGUCAAAACACCUGCUAAUUCUACCCCACCACCAGACCCCGAUAUACACAGACAUCUCGACAUGCAUCUCCAAUCCCCUCAGCCACAAGCCUAAUGGCUGACACCAAACAGCUAGAGAUCUUCUUUAAAACCCUCUGGGUUUUAUACAGCCCUGUGCAUUGUUAGAGGCUCUGGAAGCCAAACAGAUAUGAAGAUAAUAAUCAGAAAAAAAGAGAAAAGCAUUUUGUGAAUAUGAAAUGAAGUACACAAUCCCCAUGUAAACUUCUAAUGAAAGAAUGUAAGGACAAUUUUUAAGUGAACUUUGUGAUAAUUUAAUGUCAAUGUUAUAUUCCUAUUUGAUUCUGAUUUAUUUGUAGAUUUUUUUUAUUUUAUAUAUAUAUAUAUAUAUAUAUAUAUAUAUAUAUAUAUAUAUAUAUAUAUAUAUAUAUAUAUAUAUAUAUAUAUAUAUAUAUAUUACUUAUGAUCAGACUGUAGAUAUGCUUACCUUAAAACAUAAACACAUCCAAAUAGUACUUUUUUUUUUCUUCUGUGAGUGUGUAGCCAAGAACUCGAGCCAGAAGAACUGGCAAACCAAAUCCUGGCAAUCCAAGAGGAACAUAGAUUCUUGACACUUAUACUUUACUGAAAAGAAAACAUUCACCUUUCUUUAAGCUCUGAAGGGUAGUUGUUUCUUAAAUUUGUCUUUUUUCAUAGAAAACUCUUUUCUUAAUGUACAGUGUUGUAAAUACUACCCAUCUGAUGGAACAGCUAUGAUUUAUUAUUUAGCUGUACAGACUCUUGGAGCCACAGCUUCCUUCUGUUGAUGAUAGUAGAAGGGACAUUGCUCAGAGGAUUUGCCUCCCUGUCAGUAAAAGAAGGACAUCAGUUUUGGACCUUGGAAUGCUAAAGAUAAUCUACAGUCUGAGCCUCCGCCGUCUUACUACUUGGGACUCAAGCAAACACAGAAUUUGGGGCAAAAUCCAAGGAAAAAAAAAUGGAUUAAAGCAGGUUUGCAUGAUGCCAUUUUGGACAAAUUUGACAGGCUUCAUCAGUUCCCAGAGGAAGCUCUCCCUGUGACUUUUCCUCUGUAAUACUCUCGUACUUCUUCAAAAGACUAUCUACUAGUAGCUGAGGCUUUAGGUGAGUUGCCAUGUGGAAGAGUUUUGUUCAACCCAUCCCAUCCGUAGGGAGGAACAACGACUUUCACAAAAAAAAAACAAAAAAAAAAAAUUCCUGUUCAUGUGCUGUGCAAUAGCCUACUCGUUUUCAGACAUGUCAAACUCUGUUGUGUAGAUGUGUGGUUUUGUCAGAGAUUUUGGCUCUGCUCUGUGGUGGGUUUGACCUUGUCCAAACAAACGCUCACAAGAGGUAGACGGGUUCAAAAAUCAUGGCAUAUUUGUCACAUUAAAGUUGUAUUCAACAAGUCCAGUAUAUUCUAAACAGGGAUGCCCAGUCCUGUACUGUCCUAAUCAAACACACCUAAAGCACCCAAUUAAGGUGUUCAGGACCACAUGAAAAUUAAAAGCAGAUAUGUUUAAUUAGAGUUGGAGCUGAACUUUGUAGGACAGUCGAUCGCCAGGAGCAUGAUUGGGCACCCCUGUUCUAAAACAUCAGCGAUUCUGUUUAAAAUGUGCUUUGAACAUAUGACAUGAUAAGACUCCUGCAGCAAGCUUAGAAACGUCUAAAUCUCGCUAACCUAUCACCGUAAAGUCACACUGGCGCUCGCCAGGGGGCACUUUCAUUGAAAGCGCUAAUUUCCACAACUGAAAGCGAGGUCAUUCAGAAAGAGUUUACAGGAAGUUCAUAUAAGGCUGUUGUCAAUAGAGGCUGAUAGUAACAGGGGUUGCAUCAGUUGGGAUUCAGGUCAGCAAAAGCUAUCAUGAGUAUUCGAGGCCUGAGCUACACACAAUAAGUGCACUAUAGUUUACACCAUGUCACACAGCUAAGUUGCCACUCAUAACCGACUAUUCACCUCGGGUGAUUUAGCCGUUUGCUCUGUGUGGGCGUUGAUUCAGUGUUCUCACUGCUACGUGCUUUGGGUUUAAUACUUGAUAAAUAUCUCCAUUUGGUGUGAUUCUUCCUUAUGUGUGUGUGAAUUCAUUUAGUUCACGGCUGACCCCUUAUUUGAACACUGGCAAACCAAACUUCAAUGACCAAGUAAAUAAGAAGUAUUUCCAAUCUGACAGGGUCUUUGGUCUUUGCAUGCCCUGUGAUGCCCCCUAUGGACAAAUGCUGCGAGCUUGUCGCAGCCUUGGGGCAGACCGGAGGAGAUACUGAAAGACCUCAUUCGGUCUAAGUGUUGAUUUGAGAACACUGACACUCUUGCUUCAUUGUACACAUUUAACUUCCUGUUCUUUUAAUCAUCCCAGUGACUACUGACCUUUAAGGUGUUUUCUGCAGUGACAAACAGAAGCUGCCCAGGCUGCAUGAACCCCAAACGCUGCAUGACAGGUAGACAGUCUCUCGCUCCCACUGGGAAAACCUGGAGUUUAUCCCCGGAGAGCAACUGUCACAGAUACUGAUAGGUCAAAUCACUCGGAGUGUGUGUGAACGUGUGCGUCUUCGCACACCUGUGUAACUGUGUAGAUGCAUGGAGGGAUCCGUUCACUGCCUUUAAAGCAAGAAAUUUUAAAGCGUUACACGUGCAUUUUCGAUUUUUACUACGAUUUUCAACGGCCAAAUUGUAUCUCAUUGAAUGAAAUGGCUCUUGCUGUGUGAAACAUUGGACAGUGGUGCAGAGAAUCUGAUGAAAAAUAAAUAACUUGUCUUAUACACAGCGUAGGGUGAAAAACAAGCAAGAAAAGCAUUAUAUAAGGGGAAUGACAGUACAUGUCUUUUUCAUCCUGCAGCUGUAGCUGUUAGUUUGUUAGUCAGACAGCAAUAUAUUUUAUUAUAUCUUUUUUUGGUAGUUUCUUAAUCAAAUAGACCAGUGUUAAUAGAAUUCUGAAUGAAUAUGUGGCUAAAAAUGUAUUCUCGUUUUUUUUUUUUUUUUUUUUGUUUUUUUGUCUUUAAUAUGUAUUUUUGGUUUUGUUUAUUGUUUAAGAAAAUUAAAGACAUUCAGAUCUUUAAACUGCUGUUAUUUAAUACCAAACACAAAAGCAUUAGUUUUAAGGUUUAUGAUUUAAGUUAUGCACUAUUCCACACAAACUCAUUAGUUAUUAGUUUUGUUAUCCACAAUACAAAAUUGUCCUGCUUUUACACUUUGAUUAGCAGUCUCAAAGCAAAAUUGAGAAUGGUGAUUUGAUCUAUAAAUAUACUUUUUUUGUUGUUUGUUUGUUUUUGUUUUUUUGAUGAUGAUGAUGAUGAUGAUGAUGAUGAUGAUGAUGAUGAUGAUGUGUAUUGCAGAACAUAAGCAAAUAAUGUAAACAAUCACCUUUUUUGGUACCUAAAGCACAGAUUUUAUUUUUUUUUUUUAUUUUUUUUUUUUUGGAAUUUUUGGAUCUUGUCUGCUUUAUGAUCAGGCCAAGAUAGAAUCUGUUUAUUUUUAUUAUUUUUUUCUGUGUAAUGGAUUUGAACAUGGUAAAAUGGGUUAAAUAGAGCUUAAUUAGUAGCUGAAAGCACUAUAAAAUUAGCCAAAUAUUUAAUAAACCAACACAUGAGGGGUGGAGGAUGUGUAUGGCUUUUUAAAUAACGGGCGUUCCAGUUCUGUGGAAAUCUAUGGAGCUUUCUGCCGGCACAGAUUCCGUGUGGGCCUGUUCAUGACUGAUGUUCAAUUUCAUCCUACUGUAAGCUCUUUCAUUUGUGCUGAAUCGUGUAUUACGUGGAAAUCAAUCAAAUCCAAUGUGACUUAAGAAUCAGUUCUUUGUCUGGCACAUGGACUCAUUUUGGAGCAGAGCCACCCGCUGCAUUUGUCCAGGUAUUAGGAGUUAUGAACGAACAUGUCAUCGUGUUGUAAUGUCACCGUGCAUAAUGAGGCUCACCAUGCAUCUCUGCGCAUAAUAGAAGUAGAGAGUAAACAGCAUCAUUCUACCCCUCGAAAAAGAUUAAAAACUAAAUCAGUAAUUUAUUUUGUGAAGCGGUGGCUGAGCGGCUUCAUUACUAUGACUUUGGCACUGAAAUGAACCGAUAGCGCUUUAGCGGUUUAUGGGCGUCUGCCUUCAUAUGAUUUCAAUAUUAAAAACUCUACACUAAGUAAUUGAAGAACAGCCACCGUUUAAAUAGAUAAUUACAGGAAGUACAAGUUUGUAGCCUAAGUGUUUGUUAUAUUUAUAUCGAACGCUUGUGAUGCCUUGUUUUCUUUGUACAGUUUUAUGUACAUGCUUAUAACGUGGCUAUUUUUUUUUUUUUCUAGAGAACAAAAAAUAAAAAAAUAAAAAAAAUGUUGAAAGACAAACUGAAAUUGUAAAAUAUUUUUAAAAGUAGAAUAUGUAAGGAUGAGUGGUUGGGGGCACACGGUUGGUGAGCCUGUGUCUAAAAUGUCAUCAAUAACCAUCCACUGGCUUCUGGUCUAUUUUAAAGUUUUACUGUCUCUUUUUAUGAGUUUUAUUUUUUUCCUGAGUUUUGUGUUAUUUGCAGAACAGUGGCUUUGAAGAGUUUAGCCCUUAUUCGUUCCAUUAUGUUCUUAUCAAUAUCCGCAUGUUAAACACAAUGAGGAAGAGAAAAGAGAAAAAAAAAAAUGUUGUCUUUUAUUUUUGCUGAGCAAAUCAAAGAAAUACUAUCUUGUAAGUACUCCUUCCUUAUAGCUUUACAAUAAAAUACGUUCUGUAA
Messenger RNA from Carassius gibelio (silver crucian carp), 9089 nucleotides. It is a transcript of the gene pcdh1b, whose product is annotated as protocadherin 1b. Gene Ontology annotation, molecular function: calcium ion binding. Gene Ontology annotation, cellular component: plasma membrane. Gene Ontology annotation, biological process: homophilic cell-cell adhesion. The record is from RefSeq and is a predicted model, not a curated record. NCBI's taxonomy places the organism in Eukaryota, Metazoa, Chordata, Actinopteri, Cypriniformes, Cyprinidae. The coding region runs from base 677 to 4315 and encodes 1212 amino acids. The transcript is spliced from 5 exons.